CCAAAGCACUUUUUACUUCCUGUUAUGAUUACAGUGCCCUGUGCUGCUCCACUCUGUGCUGCUCUUCUGUUCUCUGCUAUGUGUACUAGUGUUACAGAUCAUGAUUUCUUCAGUCACAGAUUCUGUAAGCAUCGGGACAAGCAAGAGUUUUCCCAGUUUUGGCAGACAUGGAAUAAAACCCUGUCAACACGACACCUGCUCACAGCCGUUUGGCAAACCCAACCUUUGCUGCCAGAAGGCUGACCACAAGAGGUGUGCCCAGGGAGAGAAGUUGUACAAAGGUCUAAAGACAUUUCUGCAGAGGACAUUGCAUAUCUCUACACGGUCAAAAAGCCAUAAGGUGGAGACUUUGGAGGAGUCUAAAGCUAUAAUCAGAGAGUUGGCUGCACAGCUGGGUAGAGUCUCACAGUGUGGGGAGAAUCUGCAGAGCAGCUCAGUAGACGACAGCUACAGCCUGGCUGAGUGCCGACUCUUCAUACUGCAGUGGGCAAAGGAGCUGGACAGCCUCCCCCAGGUCAGUGGGCCAGUGGAGCUGUGUGAGAGCUGGGAGCAGUAUGAGGAGGUGGAGAAGACCCACCCAGAGCAGGCAGACCGGCGGCUGAAGACGGCCCAGAAACUGCUCUCCAUCUGGGCCUCAGAACUGGAGGAACGGCCCCAGGGCUCUGUGUGUGCAGCAGAGGAUGUGAGGAGUGUGUUGGAGGAUCUGGGGAGGCGGUGGAAGAGGGGGCAGCUGCCCAACAUGCUGCCAGCCCUGGACUUCAUCAUGUGGAGCGUGCUGCAGGAUAAGCCCCUGAAGGGUGGCAUUCCGUAUCUGUGGCUGAAAUCCAAGCAGAGAUUUAGGAGCCAAGGAGCUGUUGACCACAUUCCAGACAUAGUAUGGAACAUGUUUACGGAAUCAUAUGUAAACAUGGUCCUGGAUCAAAACACAGCCCACCCGGACUUCGUCUUCUCCCCUGACAGAAGACAGGUGCGAGUAAGGCAGUUCGGGGAGAGACAGGGCGCCUCAAGGAGUCGUGAUCGGUUCGACGGCUGGUGGUGUGUGCUGGGUACCGAGGGCUUCAGCUCGGGCAGGGCCUACUGGGAGGUGGGUGUGGUCGGGAAGGAGGACUGGCGGCUGGGGGUCGUCAGGGGAUCCGCCCCCAAGAACGGCUUCAUCGACCUGAACACACGUUCAGGCUACUGGACCCUCCGGCUGCAGAGAGACUCACUCAGGGCCUUAUCUGUCCCUGCCAAAGACCUGCCCCUGUCCCAGCCCCUCAGCACGGUCGGGGUUUACCUGGACAUGGAGGAGGGGCAGCUUUCCUUCUACGACGCAGAGAGACGCAGACACAUCUACACCUUUAACCACAGCUUCAAGGAGGAGGUGUUUCCCAUCGUUGGCACCAUAGAGAUAGACACAGACCUGAUCAUACUGCCUCAACCUAACCCUUAGGGGGCUACAGGUGCAUUCUGUAGCAUUGUUGUAAUGGUCAGACUAAGAUUUUACUUUUGCAUUAUUUUAAGGGACAAACAUAAGAGCAGAAGCCUGGAAAAAUCCAGACUCAUUCACAAAUCAGUACAUGACACAUACAGACUCCGUUUACUACACAGUUGCGUUCCCGAUGGUCGGGGGUGUGUAGCCUACUAUGCAAAUGCAUGGAAGUAGGCAUAUAACCGUAAUUUGAUUGGCUGGCGCCUUCCGUGGCUCUCCGUCGGUGCAGCAAAAGUUGAACUUUUCGACGGGGGCGACGGGAGCAACGCGACGCAACGGACCCACAAUUCAGUUUGGCAACGGAUAACGUAAGUCCAAGUGGACGAGAUACGUCUCCAGCACUGCACGCAACACAACUGUGUGUAAGCACCAUUAGUGGCAUCUAUACAUUCGCCUUUGUAGCACAAGCAUAUGGUUUACUGAACCAUGAAAACAUUGUUCCUUGCUCAGCAAGGAAUUUGUACAUUAUUUUACAUUUUUACUUUCUCCUCAAGCUUUUACAUUGUAUAUACUGUAGUCUGUACAGUACUGAGCGUAUGAGCUGGAAAGUGAAGUGUAGUUAGAUCAUUGUGCUGCAGCAUGUUGCCACUUUGCUCUUGCUGCAAAACCACAUCAUGUUGAUUGCACACUGAAUUAACCAAAACCAACAGCACCAAAAUAUAUGUGCUAGAUUAACUGUUCUAAACUGCAUACACUUUUGUUCCCCUAUGCAUGCUAAUGUGAUAUUUUAAAUAAAAUAUAAAUUGCGUCGGAA
Alosa sapidissima (American shad) is the source of this 2225-nucleotide messenger RNA. Its product is annotated as SPRY_PRY_C-I_1 domain-containing protein. The transcript has 11 exons. The coding region runs from base 101 to 1432 and encodes 443 amino acids. The record is from RefSeq and is a predicted model, not a curated record. NCBI's taxonomy places the organism in Eukaryota, Metazoa, Chordata, Actinopteri, Clupeiformes, Clupeidae. Gene Ontology annotation, molecular function: protein binding.